AUGCUUAGUGAAUAGAUAGUCAAUCCUGAACCUGGGAUAGCCACUGAAUUCGAGAAUAAACUAGUUUGUCAUAUAUGCGAUGAUGAGCUCGAACGUCCAAAUCACUGUGAUUUUUGUGGUAAAUCCACUUGUUCCAAUUGUAUAGUGAAGAGACGAAAAUCUAAAGAUGAUGCUUUUCAUCCAGUUUGUGAAUAUUGUGAACGUCUCUUCCUUGAACGCAUCCUCAUAUUAAGUGCCAAAAAGUAAAAGGAUGAUUUGGCAAAUUCUUUGGAUUAAGCAAAUACUGAAUUGGCAAAUAAAAGACAACAACUUUAUUCAUUUAAGAAUGUGUUUCACAAUAAUCCAGAAUCAACAACUUCAGAGCAGAAGAUUCAAAAGCUAGAUGAGGAUAUCAUUGAAGCCACAUAUCAAAAAAAUUUAUUAUUAUCCCAGCUGCAAGAAAUAGAAUCUGAGAAGAUAUAAAUUAAAUAAUCCAAUAUAGAAAAAGCCCAAAGUGUAGAUAUUAAAUAGGUGAAAUUACAGGAAACAACCAAUAAAGCAUAAAAAUCCAAAGAUGAAUUAGAAGACAUCUAAAGAUAGAUUGAUGAGUUCUUGGCGAACUUACCAAAUUUAGAAGCAGAAUAAAAGUCAGCUAUUACUUAGUUGGACUUCUCCAAUUACGAAUAAAUCUUUAGAGGCAGUAACUUACCUGAAUUAAUGAAUUAAUAAGCCAUCAAAUAGAGCUAAAUCAUGUAAUAGCCUAGUAGCAAGAAAAAAAAAGAGGACAACAAGGAGUGCAAUAUCUAUUGAUUCAUCUCAAAUAAUUGAUGUAUAAAUUGUCCCAUUUUGUAAUUAUAAUUAAACUCUUUAAUAAUCGAUCAUGU
Paramecium tetraurelia is the source of this 863-nucleotide messenger RNA. RefSeq lists its product as uncharacterized. The record is from RefSeq and is a predicted model, not a curated record. NCBI's taxonomy places the organism in Eukaryota, Ciliophora, Oligohymenophorea, Peniculida, Parameciidae. The transcript is spliced from 2 exons.